Harpegnathos saltator (Jerdon's jumping ant) is the source of this 726-nucleotide messenger RNA. Its product is annotated as putative lipase ATG15. NCBI's taxonomy places the organism in Eukaryota, Metazoa, Arthropoda, Insecta, Hymenoptera, Formicidae. The record is from RefSeq and is a predicted model, not a curated record. The transcript has 2 exons. The coding region runs from base 16 to 678 and encodes 220 amino acids.
AACGACAGUAUAUAAAUGCAGACGGCGAUCAUCGGUCGAGCAGUGAGAUUUCAGUUGACAAGUGAAUCCACGACAAAUCAAGAAUCCAAAAUGCGCUCUUUGCUCGUCGCGGUUUUGUGCCUUUCCAUGGCCGUCUGCAUACUAGCAAACGAUUUUAUACUCGGCGAACGCCAGGCAGGCGACUACUCCGUCACCAACAAAACCAUCUUUAAGCCUCCAAUCCCAAUUAUACCCAUGAGAGCCAGAAUCGGUAUAAAGUGCUUGCUCAACGAAACCAUCACCUACGUUCAGAUUAGCAGUAUAGAUGGCAAUGACAUUAAGUUUUAUCAGAUCUCAGGCGAUGUCGGCAUGACAUCCUUAAUGGUGAUGGCAAUGGGGAAUCCGGGCGAGGGAUUAUGGUUAAAGGUAGAAGGUUACUGCAUAGAUCCAAACUCAGUUACCACAGAGGCACCGACAACGACAACAACAGCGGUACCGACAACGACAACAGCGGUACCGACAACAACAACAGCGGUACCGACAACAACAUCAGCGGUACCGACAACAACAACAACAUUGAGACCGACAACAACAGCAGUACCAACAACAACGGAAGGAACGACGCAGGAGUGGACAACGACACGGCGAGCUACGACAUGGCAAAGUACAACUACUACACCCGGUGAAAAUGAGCAGUAAAGAAAGAAUGAGCAUUACAUUCACUGGCAACAAUAGCACUGCCGAUAA